CCAUCCCUGUGCCUCUCACACCCACACGAUUUCACCUGCAGUGCAUUAGAAAUGUCAGGGAUUUCAAACAUACACCAUCACUCCUAACUGUGGCAGGUGCAGCUGGAUGAACAAAUACAAGGAACUCCCCCAGCUCAGUUCUUCAGAUGGGCAAAUUGCAAACAGCAGAGCUAAAAAGCUUUUUGGUGUUUCACAAGUCGAUUUAAUUGGAGAUAAGCCAGCAUUCUCAGUUGCCUCUCACUACACAAGAGAAUCCUCCUGAGCCCAUUUGUGAGUCCCUGCUCUCAGUGCCAGCAAAACCCAGAGCCCAGGUGAGGGGAAUGCACAGAAGUGAUCCUAAAAAGAGCAACCCUGAAAGCUGAAUUGCUAUGAGAUAUGCAAUAUAUUUUCCUUGUAGAAGGGUGGCCUGACCCAGUCCUGUAUUUUUCUCCUCAGCAGAAAACCAUUUCCUGAGGCAGCCAAUGUCCAACAGCAGCUCCAUCAGCCACUUCCUCCUGCUGGCACUGGCAGAGACGCGGCAGCUGCAGCUCCUGCACUUCUGCCUCUUGCUGGGCAUCUCCCUGGCUGCCCUCCUGGGCAACGGCCUCAUCAUCAGCGCCGUAGCCUGCGGCCACCACCUGCACACGCCCAUGUUCUUCUUCCUGCUCAACCUGGCCCUCAGCGACCUGGGCUCCAUCUGCACCACUGUCCCCAAAGCCAUGCACAAUUCCCUCUGGGACACCAGCACCAUCUCCUACACAGCAUGUGCUGCACAGCUCUUUUUCUUUCUGCUCUUCAUCUCAGCAGAAUAUUUCCUCCUGACCAUCAUGUGCUACGACCGCUUCGUGUCCAUCUGCAAACCCCUGCACUACGGGACCCUCCUGAGCAGCAGAGCUUGUGCCCACAUGGCAGCAGCUGCCUGGGCCAGUGCCUUUCUCAAUGCUCUGCUGCUCACAGCCAAUACAUUUUCCUUGCCCCUGUGCCAUGGCAAUGCCCUGGGCCAGUUCUUCUGUGAAAUCCCACAGAUCCUCAAGCUCUCCUGCUCCAAAUCCUAUCUCAGGGAACAUGGGUUCAUUGCUGCUAGUGCUUGUUUAGCACUUGGUUGUUUUGUAUUCAUUGUUUUCUCCUAUGUGCAGAUCUUCAGGGCUGUGCUGAGGAUCCCCUCUGAGCAGGGACGGCACAAAGCCUUUUCCACCUGCCUCCCUCACCUGGCCGUGGUCUCUCUGUUUAUCAGCACUGGGGCAUUUACCUACCUGAAGCCCCCCUCGAUGUCCUCCCCAUCCCUGGAUCUGGCCCUGUCAGUUCUGUACUCGGUGGUGCCUCCAGCCCUGAACCCCCUCAUCUACAGCCUGAGGAACCAGGAGCUCAAGGCUGCAGUGAGGAGAAUGAUGACUGGAUGCUUUCAGGAACAUUAAACUGCUGGCCAAUUUCAGCAAAUCACUUGUAGUCAAAGUCAUCUUUUAUACAUCUUGUUGGUUUCAUUUUGGAGGUUCUAUUCCUUUGUUUUA
This is a messenger RNA of Vidua macroura (Pin-tailed whydah), 1487 nucleotides long. Its product is annotated as olfactory receptor 14J1-like. Lineage: Eukaryota; Metazoa; Chordata; Aves; Passeriformes; Viduidae. Gene Ontology annotation, molecular function: olfactory receptor activity; G protein-coupled receptor activity. The record is from RefSeq and is a predicted model, not a curated record. Gene Ontology annotation, biological process: G protein-coupled receptor signaling pathway. The coding region runs from base 462 to 1394 and encodes 310 amino acids. Gene Ontology annotation, cellular component: membrane. The transcript has a single exon.